AUGGGCAGGGCGGGCAAAUAUUGUUUUGAGGUAAUCCAUAAUAACAUUUUGUACAUUAAUUAGAUUUUGGGCCUGUGCAUUUUAGACAUGAUGGGUAGCAUUUGGGACCUUAAAUAUAUAAGUUUCUUAUUGAAACUUAUCCAUCAUUUGUAUUAGAUGAUGUAAACUACAAUUUGCCUACUACUGAUGUUGAAAAUAUAAAAUUAAUAGUUUUAAUGUCGUAAUCCAUGUCAUCACAAAAUCCAGUUUUUGCUAGAUAAUUGGUAGGGGAAUUGUAGAUAAAUGAGUGUGAAAAUGAGUCUAUCGUAAUAGUAACAGUUUGAGAUGUCCAUGUACCUCGAAAAUAAAAAUCCACAGAUAAAAAAAAUCCAUUCUCAUACUCUAUAUUAUAUUAAUUUUAAGCUGAUGGAUAUGUGCUAUUAAGAGUAAUGUAGCUUAUUGAAGGUUUUGUGCAAGUUAUAAAAUUUGCUGUUAUUUAUUGGUUGGGCAAUAAAAAGUUUCCUGCAUAAUUAUAAGCGGAUGGCCCAUUAUUAUAAGUAUAAAUGCUAUUAUAACAUAAGUAUUAGUAUUUUGGUUCCCAUUAUGAAUUCGAAAUAUUAAUUAAGCAAAAAAUAAUGA
Messenger RNA from Paramecium primaurelia, 618 nucleotides. The record is from the annotation of a GenBank genome assembly. Lineage: Eukaryota; Ciliophora; Oligohymenophorea; Peniculida; Parameciidae.